GUAAUCAACAAGGGGCUGGCCGUUGCUAUAAAUUGGGGUUCUACCCUCCUCCUACCAGCUGCACUUUUCUGUCUUUUGUUUAUACCUAUCCAUUGUCUUUGAAUCUAGUUACCCGUUCUUUACGGCAGACAGUUAACGAUUCUAAUAUUAAGUAAUAGUGGUUAUCACCGAGUGUUUGUUUCGCUAUUUACUCAGCCGUUAUACAUUGUUCUACUUCACUGUGUGACCUUUUUUACAUCCUAAUUUCCAAGUUUUAAUCCUACAAUUCCCGUUUCAGUAUGCAUCGCGCUUACUCCUUGAGAAAUUCGCGUGCCCCUACCGCAUCCCAAAUUUCCAAUCCUCCUCCUCCUCCUUCGUCGACCCGUUCCAACAAGGGAAUUUUCGGCGCUGGUUCCUUUUCCCACAGCGUCAGAAAAAAUGCUGCGGCCACCUUUAUGCCCGAAUUGGCUAAGCGUUUGGCUGUUUUGGUGAAGAUGGAGAAGAAUGUCAUGAGAAGCAUGGAGACCGUCAGCCGUGAACGCCGCGAAUGUGCUCGUCAGCUCUCCUACUGGGGAGAGGACUGCGAUGAUGACAUUAGCGACAUCACCGACAAGCUGGGUGUGUUGUUUUACGAGCUUGCUGAGCUUGAGGAUUAUCUCAUUGAUCGCCAUGACCAAUACCGUGUUACUAUGAAGGCUGUUCGUAACAUCGAGGCUUCUGUCCAGCCCUCACGUGAGAAGAAGCAGAAGUUGUUGGACCAGAUUUACAUGUUGAAACACAAGGAUCCUGAAUCCCCCAAGUUGAUUAACUUGGAACAGGAACUUGUUCGCGAGGAGGCUGCGUGCUUAGUUGCCGAGGCUCAACUCUCCAACAUCACCCGUGAAAAGUUCAAGCAAGCCUUGACCUACAACCUGGAUGCUCUUUUUGAGCAUGGUGAAAAGAUGGCUCUUAUUGCAUCUUAUGGAAAGCAUUUGUUGAAUCUCAUCGAUGAUACCCCUGUCACCCCUGGCGAAACUCGUCCCGCGUACGACGGCUACGAGACUAGCAAGCAAAUCAUUGUUGACGCCGAGCGUGCUCUUAGCACCUGGACGUCGGAAAGCGCCUAUGAGGAGAAGGCUCAGGAGGUUCCCAGCGAGACCCGCUCGUGGAACGAGUACGACGUUCGUGGCGAGGAAUCCGCCCCUGUUGAGCAGAUGAAUCAACUGAGCGUCCAUGACGGUCAGGUUCAUACGAGUCGUCUGCCCGACUCCUCAAGCGAGGAGGAAGAGCCUUUCCAAGCGCACAGCACGAACAUUGAAGUCGCUGCCCCUGAAACGGCAACUGCUACUAAGCCAGUCGUUCCUGCUGCUACGCAAGCUACUGCUGAGGCUCAGGUCGCAUAAAUCGACUAAUGAAAAGGCGCACGCCCUUUGUUUUUGGUUAUAACUGAAACUGUUUAUUCUUAUUGUGCGAGCCAACGUUGCACUUUUGCGGUUGUAUUGUUCCGUAAGCUGUGAUAUCUAUUAUUUUCGUUUAGUCUCCUUGAUGGGCAGGGGUAGAGCGCGUGAUCGCUGCUUUAUUCUCUGGCUUUUACGAGGACGACUUGCGUCCGGUUGUUCAAAGCGUUGCGUUAUGAAGGAUGCUACUGAAGGCGUCCAUUGACUGACUAAUCUUUAAAAUCUACAUGCUUUAUGAGGAUGGUUUUGUGUGCCUUUUAAGACACCUGCCAUCUGAAGUUAAAGUCAUCGUCUUUCAUGCUUGUUUAUUAAUUGCUGUGAUUCUCGUUUGUUACAAAGCCUGCUUGCCCUGCCGUUUUUUCAUCUGCUCCGCAGUAGGGUGGUUGAGAAAAGGGGGGAAAACGCUUAACUGCCGGUCAGUUCGUCUUCUGUAUAUAUGUAAUUUGCUCAAUAACAGAACAAGUGUUUUUGUGGAA
Messenger RNA from Schizosaccharomyces japonicus yFS275, 1891 nucleotides. Its product is annotated as protein kinase inhibitor. Gene Ontology annotation, cellular component: eisosome filament; cell periphery; ascus membrane. The record is from RefSeq and is a predicted model, not a curated record. Lineage: Eukaryota; Fungi; Ascomycota; Schizosaccharomycetes; Schizosaccharomycetales; Schizosaccharomycetaceae. The transcript has a single exon. The coding region runs from base 279 to 1361 and encodes 360 amino acids. Gene Ontology annotation, biological process: eisosome assembly.